Messenger RNA from Amaranthus tricolor (Joseph's coat), 630 nucleotides. Its product is annotated as blue copper protein-like. The transcript has 2 exons. Lineage: Eukaryota; Viridiplantae; Streptophyta; Magnoliopsida; Caryophyllales; Amaranthaceae. Gene Ontology annotation, cellular component: plasma membrane. The record is from RefSeq and is a predicted model, not a curated record. Bases 188 to 562 code for a protein of 124 amino acids. Gene Ontology annotation, molecular function: electron transfer activity.
CUAUAAAUGCACCAAAAAGAUAUAAAAAUUAGUAUAAUCCAUGUUAUAUAUUCAUCGCUCAAAAAUAAGUAAUACUCAAUUUGUAGAAGUAUAAACAAUUAAGAAAAUCACUUUUUUAACAACAUUAAUUGAUCAUUUACCCCGUACUAACUAUAUUAUUGUUUCAAAUAAAGUUACACAAAUUAAGAUGAACAACCAAAAUGCAGCAAUUGCAAUUUCAUAUACCAUCUUAAUUUACUUGGGAUGUGCUCAAUCAAUUUUCGCUAAAGUCUACACUGUUGGUGAUAAAGCGGGUUGGGGGCCUGGAAAUGAUUACACAAAAUGGGUUAAAGGAAAGAACUUUGUCAAGAGUGACGUUCUUGUAUUUCGCUACGCAGAAGGAUAUAGCGUAGAUGAAGUAGAUUCUAAAAGAUUUCAUAGAUGUGAUUCAAGAAAUUCUUUAUUUUCAGCCAUAGAUGGAAAUACUAAAAUUCCUCUUACAAGAUCUGGAGUCCACUAUUUUAUUGGGGGAUUUUUCAACGAGUGUUCUCAAGGCAUGAAUCUCACCGUCGUUGUCAAUUAAAAUCUUUUUAUUAUUUAUAAUUUUUCAUUAUUCUUAAUUUUUUUUUUUGCAAAUAUAAAGGAUACAAG